This is a messenger RNA of Schistosoma turkestanicum, 2925 nucleotides long. NCBI's taxonomy places the organism in Eukaryota, Metazoa, Platyhelminthes, Trematoda, Strigeidida, Schistosomatidae. The record is from the annotation of a GenBank genome assembly.
AUGCAAAAAUACUAUAUGCAGUAUCACUUUGUUAUUCCAACAAGUUCUGAUGAAGCACUUCAUAUGAUUCUGCAGUUGGUUAAUUAUGGUGUUAGACAGCUUUUGGUUGACGAUUGUUAUACAAGUUGGUCGCAGUUUGAUUUAAACCUAAAAAUCGCACUUACUCAGAACUCAUCCAAUUUAUCGGAUAAGUUGGAUGUGCUAAUACGUAGUCAACAUUUUCAAGAUUUGUUUCAUUUACCGGCCUAUGAAAUUAUAGAAACUUCCGUUGAUUGUAAAUUACAACGGUUGGAUAAUACAGAAACUAUUUGUGGCAAAAUGUUUUUAUCCGCUCAAUUUAUUUGCUACUGUUCAUCAAAGGAAAGUACUAAAAUUAUUCUCCCACUACGUGAAGUGAUUUCAGCCGAAGCAUUUCCACAAAGUGAUUCACCUUUAACAGGAGGAGUUAUCAUCAUCACAAUAGAUAAACUUGUUUAUAUAUUUACUGGUAUUGUUGGAUUCGAAGAUAUUCUAAACAAAAUUGGCAAUAAUUUAGAAGCAUCAAGAGGCACUAAAUCCGGACCUUCAGAUGUUAUAACUUCAAUCACAAAUACGUUUGAUCAUGGUCUGACGAUCGCUAGUUCACCAAGUACUUCUAAUCAGUUGAAUCCAUCAAACGCGUCCGGAUGCUUUGCUAGUCGUUACACUUAUAAUAAUAAUCGUUUCACUGUACAAAAUCCUGAUGCUGAAAAUAAACGUUUAAAUGAUUGGGAAAAAUAUUUUACAGAAUAUGGUUCCAGUAUGUCAAUGUAUCGAAAUGAACGUCUUAAACAUCUUGUAUUAAAUGGAUUACCUGAAGAAAAACGAGGAAGUUUGUGGAUGAUUUUAAGUGGAGCUGAAAAUGAGAUGUUCACUAAUCCAGGCUAUUAUGAUAAAUUAAUCAACGGUGUUCAGGGAUGCAGUAAUUUUGUCAAUGAAGAAAUUGAACGUGAUUUACACCGUUCAUUUCCAGAACAUCCUGCUUAUCAUACACCAGAGGGUAUUGAGUCUCUUCGACGUGUUCUUACUGCUUAUGCUUAUCGUAAUCCUAAUGUUGGAUACUGUCAAUCAAUGAAUAUAGUAGCUAGUGUAUUAUUACUAUAUUGUACAGAAGAACAAUCAUUUUGGUUACUGGCAGCUAUUUGUGAACGUUUAUUGCCUGAUUACUACGAUAGUCGAGUUGCUGGUAUACGUGUUGAUCAACAAGUAUUUCAUGAUUUAGUUGUUGAAUAUAUUCCUGAAUUAAAAUCAGUUUUACAAAUUCCAACACAAGAUGGUUUGAAGAAUAGUGUCACCAGUGAAUAUAAUAUCGAACCAGUUGUGGGCAGUUAUUCACCAGCUUUUAAUUAUCUUCAAAUGUGUCGGUCAUUAGGCUCAGAGUUAAUCAGUAUGCUACCGUUGAGUUGGUUUUUGACGUUAUUUCUAAAUACAAUGUCGUUUCAUUGUGCUGUAUACGUUCUGGAUUUUUUCUUUUAUGAUGGCGCUCGUAUUAUUUUUCAAAUUGCAUUAGAUGUACUACGCCAGCAUACAUUGUUUAUUAAGAAUGCUGUUGAAAGCAAUGAUGAUAGUUGUGUUUUAACUAAAUUAAGCGCAUAUUUUAAUAAAUUAAAUCAUCAUCAAGAUCCUAAUUCCAAUGAAUCAAUCUAUCAUUUGUUGGCUUCAGCUGAUCGCAAUUUUAAUAUUACUAAUGAUCUUAUCGAUCGUAUGCGUUUACAGUGUCGACCGAAAGUAAUUCAAUCAUUAAGUGAUUAUAUUUCUAAAGAGGUUUUAAGAAGUUUAGAUCGUGAAUUCCAUGCUGAUAUGACUUUACUUUUUGAAUGUUACAGAGAUCAUUAUAUUCUUUCGAAAUAUGAACGAAUCCAUCAAAUAGAUCCAGCUACAACUCAUAGUGAAACAAAUAAUCCAAAUCGUCCAGCGUAUGAUGUACAUCGAAUCAACGCAUAUCAGUUUAAUAGUCUAUUUAAAGGAUUAGUUCCAUGGGGUGCUGCUGCAUUUCGUUUAGGCUUCCCAUGUUUUCAUCUGUUAGAUCAAGAUGAAGAUAAUCUUAUUAACUUUAAGAGUUUUGUAUGGCUAAUGGAGUGUAUAUGUAAUCAUGAUUUAAAUACAAAACUACGUUUAUUAUUCUUAUUACAUCGACCUCCCUACUGGGUUCCAUCUGAACAAGCAAGUGAAUCAAAAUGGAAUACACUAAGUAGCAAAUUGUCAUUUCACAAUAUUGACAACAUUGAAAAAGAAAGUAAUAAUUCUAUUUCUUGUAAUACAAGUAUUGACGGUUAUCAUAUUUGUUCCAAAUCCGAUUUUGAAACAGUAGAAAUAGGUACUGAUCUUAUCGCUGAAGAGUGUAUGGAACAACACCACACUGUGGAUAAUAAUAAUAAUAAAAAUGAUAAAUUGUCAAAAACUCAUGUUUCUGGACACACGUCAGAAGUGCACCAAGAAGAGAACGAUAAUACUCCAAUUGUUAUUCCAGAUCCUUUAGGUUUUAUCAGCAAUAAAUACAGUUCAAGAGAUCUAAGUGAACAGAUUUCAUUGAAUUACAGUCAAUUUCAAUGUUUAACCGAGACAAUAAGAGUCAUUGUAGAAAAUGUAGACGAAGAUAAAGAAGAAAUGUUAGAUUCAGUUAAUUGUUUAUUCUUGGAAUUGUUCACACAAGAAUUACAAAAAGUUGAACGAUCUUAUAGCAUUGCUUCGUCCAAUUCAACAACUGACACUGAAAGUCUACAUAGCAAAGAUAAUGAUGAUGAACGUCCUAGUGUUGAAAAUAUGAUUCAUUCAUUUUGGCGACUGAAAUUAUGUGAUUUUCAAAAAGCUUUCUGGAAACAAGUAUUAUUACGUGAUUAUUUCUCCAAAGAAUUAUCUAUAGAAAAACAAUGUUCCAAGUUUCGUGAUUGGCUUCAUUGUUGCUAA